GAAUGCACAAGAAUGUGGCGAACUUAUUAUUGUCUGAAGGUAAAUCUGGAUUUUUGUGAAACUUGAUGGAACUUGACCAAUGUAAAACCUAGAAAUUUGUUUAAAUUAUUUGUGUGCUCGAAUCAUUUGACUGGGUAAAGUCUAUUAGCAAUGCAGGAUAUAAUGUUUUCACUUCUCUAGCCUUUAAAAUCAGAAAACGGAGAACAUAGUACUACUUAAAUUGGUUGUUAACAUUGCAAUGCAGGAUGUAAAUUUUUAAGGUUAAAUAUAAUUUUUUGGAUUGUUAAUGGAAUGAAGCAAGGAUGUCCUCAUUUCUUCCAUAUCCGUCUCUGCCUUUGUCUUUUUCCCUUGCUUAUCAAAUUAUCAAUUGGUGACAUUGUAUUGAAUUGAGUAUGCUAAAAAGCACCUGUAAUUGUAGAUAAAGUUUGUGUCCUUGCAUCAAAUCUGCAGAACCACAGCGAUCUCUCCUUUGUAAAACUGGUAAUAAAAUUGAAUGCCCCCUCAAAUAUAGGCAUGCAUGAAACAAAAGCUAAUUGAGGAAAAAAAGAUGAAACAAAAACUAAACACUAAAGAGGAACAAUUCCUGAUCUUACACAUUUACUACUGCACAGACACAGCACAACCCCCUCUUUAUUUCAUUUCCCUCUGCAUUAAUCCGAGAGAAUAGUUGUUAGUUCCGGCUAAAGAGAGAGAGGAAGAAGAGAAAUGGCCAAACCAAAUUCCUUCUUCAUGUUCUGCUUCGGAGAUUUUGCCACAAAACUGGCUGUCCCAACUACGUUCGUAGAGGAUCACGGAUUGCAUCGUCGAUGUCAAGUGUCGCUGCGCCUCAUAACCCAACCAGCGGCAGCAUCUUGGGCCGUCAAAAUCAGGAAAAUCGACAGCGAUUUCUACAUGGUCGAUGGUUGGUCCAAGUUCGUCGAGGACAACCACAUCCUCGAAAUGAAGCUACUUAACUUCCACAUCGUUGGAAAUUCCAUUCUCCACGUCGCCAUUUACGGCCAUGAUUCCUGCCUUGAACUCGAAACAGAGCUACAAAGUGUAGAGCAGCAAGUAAGGCAGUUGAGAUUCAUUAAGAGAGUGAAGGAGUACCAUAUCUUAGAUCAAAGACCGGAGAUUCCAAAAGAGUUUUCGGAUGCUAUGAAGAUGGGAAAUAAGGGGAAGAUACUUCUAAAGGAUUGGAAGGGAAGGAAGUGGGCGAUCAGCAUAACACAUCGGAAUGCUGGGAUUUGUGCUUUUAGCGCUGGAUGGAAGAAAUUCCUCAAUGCUAACAACUUGGAGGUUGGAGCAAUCCUGCUCUUCGAUUUUGACAUGGAGGAUUCUAGUGAUGUGCUUAAGGUUGUGUGCCUCGGAGCUCAAGAUGGAGAAGAAAUGCUCGCUCGAGCUACUUAUGGAGGCUUCAUCCCCUCUCACUAGUUAUUACUAUUGAGCAUAUUUGGAUCUCACAUUGCAUUGAUAUAAUAGGGUGGAUUGUGGGUUGAGUGAGUGUAACAUUGUUCUUCCCUUUCAGUGCCAACAUGUUGUUUACCAUCUCAACAUUGUACUAACUAAUGGUGUGCAUCGAACACAUGGAUUAUUAUGUUCAAGAGUACUCUCUUUUUUUUUUA
Salvia hispanica is the source of this 1604-nucleotide messenger RNA. RefSeq lists its product as uncharacterized. Lineage: Eukaryota; Viridiplantae; Streptophyta; Magnoliopsida; Lamiales; Lamiaceae. Gene Ontology annotation, molecular function: DNA binding. The record is from RefSeq and is a predicted model, not a curated record.